Molecule: messenger RNA, 6527 nt
Organism: Misgurnus anguillicaudatus (oriental weatherfish)
Lineage: Eukaryota; Metazoa; Chordata; Actinopteri; Cypriniformes; Cobitidae
Source: RefSeq, a predicted model, not a curated record
UGAAUCAACCCCAUCAUGAAACUGCGUUCAGCCGCUGACGAGCACCAAUCAAACUGCAACGCAGACUCUGCUCAUGAAUAUUUAUUAAAAUGUUCACCUUUCAGCCAAUCGCGUUAGCACGUUAUUUUGCGUAAUAUAUAUUUAUGAGUCAAAGCUUUCCCCAUUUAGAAUUCGCAAGGUCUCCUCACGAUAUUAUAAAUACAAAUGUUUAAAUAACAAAAUAAAAUAUAGCAGAAAUUCAAAUGGGAAAUAAAAUAAAAACAAACAACAAAAACCUGGGGAAAUUCGCCCUUAUUUGCGUUUCACGGAACAGGCGUGCGUAAUCGAUUGAUAAGCGCUGUGAGGGCGGUGACUGUGAUCGAUUACUUUUUCUGCGCAGGUGUGAUCACGGUUCCUUAGCAAUGAUUUCACUCCGUUAUUUAAAGUCACAGAUGCUGCGAUAUUACAGUGAACUGAUAUACAAUUAUUAAACAUGGCAGAAAACGACGCAACAUGUUUGCCCUUAAUUAUAUAUUAUAUGCGGGAGAAGUACUUCAGACACGCCAUAAAUACAGCUGUGAAAUAUUUACAACUGUACAACAAUGAUCCUGUGCUCCUGUUUCUCAAAGCUUUUGGAUCUCUAAUGGAAGGUCACACACAGGAGGCUAUGAGAGAGCUCUACCAGCUGAAGGAUCAGCGUCACCUCUCAUUGUGUUCAACUAUAGCUCUCAUUAACGCUCACAGACGUUGUGAAACUAUUGAUGAAGAGGCAGUGAAUGAACUGAACUCAGAUCUGAAGCUAUCAGGAUCAACAUCAGGUGACAGGGCGUUGUACUAUGCGGCUCUGCUUUACUGGAUUCUGGACCGGAACGGAAAAGCCCGAACCUGCAUUAACAAAAUGCUGAAGCUAUCAGAUACAUUGCCACAGGGACUUAUUCUGAAGGGCUGGAUUAUGUUGACAUCUGAGGUAGAAGAGAACAAACUUCAGGCCAUCCGUUACUUUAAGGAUUCAGGAAAUGUGUUUGGGCUCAUGGGAAAGGUUGAGUUUCAUAUAGCCAAACAGAAUGAAGAGUGUGCUCUUGACGUUGUGAAUCGGAUGAUCGCUUCUUAUCCAGAUUUUAUCCCAGCGCUCAGUCUGAAGAUGAAGAUUCUGAUGUCUCUGCGUGACUGGGAGCAAACCCAAGAAGUCACCCACAGAAUACUGGAGAGAGAUGAACACAAUUUAAAAGCUCUUCAAAUGAUGGCAGUCAGUGCUGCAGCUAAAGAUGGAGACAUGAGACGGGUUAGAGAUCAUCUUCAGCGUUUAAUGAAUGCAGUUGAGAUGUCUGAGCUGAAUAAUAGUCGGCUGUAUGUGGAGUUGACAGCACCCAUCAGUAGACUGUGUGGACACAACCCAGAGAUCUUGCAGAUGUUGACUGAAUUCAUGCAACGCUCACCUGCGACAUCUGAUAUCAUGUGUGAGCUGGGAUAUCUGCUCAGUCUCCAGAAUAAAUAUAAAGAAGCUCAUAAAUGUUAUUCUGCAGCCCUGAAAACAGAUCCAAAAUCCACAACCGCUUUAAUAGGUCUGAUCAGAUGUAUGCUGAUGUGCGAUCAGCUGGAGGAAGCCACACAACAGCUGGAUUUCUUCAGUGAAGUACAAGAAUCUUUGGGAAACGCUGCGGAGGUUCUGCUACUGAAAGCCGUCUCUAUCAGAAAGCAGCGAGAAGAUGAAGAGAUGGUGGUUGAUUUGCUGAAGGACGCUGCUGAACGUCAUCUCUCUUCUCUUCAUGGACUCAGUUAUGGUGUUGAAUACUUGCGGAUUCUGGAUGUUAAUUUUCUCCUGCAGAUUGUUUGUAUGCACAUGGAGCUGAAUCGGGAUCUUAAUCCGCGAGUCGCCGGACAAACUCAACCAUUUUGGCUAAAACAUUCCAGUAUGAUUUUGGAAACUGUCAUCAGAGCUGCUCCUGGGAUAUCAAUGAGCUGUUAUUAUAUGGCCUAUGUCAAAUUUCUCUCAGGUGAUCACAGAGCAGCUCAGCAUCUCUUGAACCGGUGCAUGGAGAAAGAGCCAAAGAUGAGCGAGCUUUAUCUUCUGCAGACUCGACUCCUUCUGUAUACUGAAGAUUACAGUGAAUCUCUCAGCUGCCUGGAAUCUGCUGUCAGUGUCAAUUUCCAGGUUAGAGAUCGGGUUGAGUUUAAUCUGCUGAAAGCUCGAGCUCUUCUGAGGUAUGGAGAUAUGAAGAGCGCCAUCCAGUGUCUGAACACGACAAUAAACAUGCCAGGUGUCCGCAGGUCUACAGAUGAGUCGCGGUCUUCUGUCUCCGUCAGCGAGCGAGUUUCUGUUUAUCUGGAGCUCGCAGAGGCUUUGACACUAAACGGUGAACAGCACGAGGCUACAAAAGUCCUGCAGGAGGCCAUUGUGCAGUUUAAAGGAACUGCUGAGGAAUCAGUCAUCACGCUGGCCAAUGUUGAUCUUGCUUUGGCGAGAGAUGAUGUGGAUGCUGCUGUGGUCCUUCUGAAGAAUAUUCAACCCCAUGAGUCCGCUUACAUCCAAGCCAGAGAGAAAAUGGCUCACAUUUACUUGAAGAAAAAAAACAACAAGACACUUUACAUUGCAUGCUACAGAGAAAUGACUGAGCAGCUACCUGGAGCUCAUACUUCAUUCCUGCUCGCUGACGCCUUUAUAAAGAUACAUCAGCCAGAAGAAGCUGUCAAAAUCUAUCAGGCAACAGAGAGGACGGCUCAUAAAGACAUCACCUUAACCAGAAGAAUAGGCCAUGCUUUAGUUAAAGCUCAUGAAUAUGACAAGGCUGUAAGCGUCUAUGAAUCGGCUCUGGAUGUUGAUACACACGAUUGUCUCUUGAGUCUGGAGUUUGCUGAUCUUCUCUUUAAACUCCAGGAGUUUGAGAAAGCUCAGCGAGUCCUACAGAAGACACUGAAUCAUGAACACAGUUCUUCAUUGAUGAUUUUGAUGAAUGAUGUGAAGAUUUUAAGAAUGUUAGUGAAAGUUCUGCGUGCGAUGGAUGAAUCGACUCUGGAUGUUGUGCAAAAGGCCCAUGAUGUUCAACAGAAGAUCAUUAACUGGAUUACAGCUGAGCAGCCGGAGCAGUUAGAAGAUCAGAUGAAGAUGAUGGCAAACAUCUGCUGUGAUUGGGCUCAUGAGUUUCAUCUCAAACACGAUCUGGAGAUGGCCAGACAUCAUUAUAUAGACGCUUUAAACUACAGCCCAGAUAAAGAGGAGAUCCUCCUUUAUCUCGCUCGCUUAUAUUAUGAGCAUCAAAAGCUGGACCAUUGUGAAGAAAUGUGUCUUCAGAUAUUGCAGCUACAUCAACAUCAUACAGAUGCAUCAAUGCUGUUAGCUGAUACGUUAUUUUGGAAGAACCAAAAGGACGAAUCACUUAAAAUGUAUACAGAUAUUAUGGAGCGAUAUCCAGACAACUUUCAUGUCAUGGUUAAGUUUCUUGAUGUUCAGCGCAGACUGGGGAAUCUGGACGCUAUGCAGUCUGUAUUUAAAUCCUGUGAAAACUUCUGUCCGCUUUCGGUUAGAGAAGCAGGUUAUCAUUACUGCAAAGGUCUUUACUUCUGGUGUUUGUAUCGGGUAACUGAAGCUCUGAAUCAUCUGAAUAAAGCCCGAGGUGAUUCUCAAUGGGGUGAGAGAGCAGUCGAGCUGAUGGUCCAAAUCUCUCUCAACCCUGACAAAGAGGUCUUUGGAGGAGAAGUUUUAGAUAAAAGACAAACAAACAUCAGUGAAUCAGAGAAUCAGAUUGGGAUCGACACGGCUCAGAAUCUACUGAUCAAGUUUCAUCCGCGCUCCAAAUCUGAGGAAGAGAAAGUCAGACUGCUUGAUAAUCUGUGUCUGAUCUACAGUAAAGACGCUAAACAGGUGGAGAAAGCCACGCUGGAUCUCACAGAUAUGCUGUCAAGAAACGUGAUGUUGGAGGCAUCUUUGCUUGUGGCAGCUCAAGGUCUCCUUCAGUUAAAGCAGAUUCCCCGAGCCAGAAACCUCCUGAAACGUCUCAUUAACAUGGACUGGAAUGAUGCUAAUGCGGAUUAUCUGGAGAACGCCUCUCUGCUGAUGGCUGAUAUGUAUAUAAAGAUGAGAAAAUACUCACACGUGGACAAACUACUGGAUAACUGCAUACGACACAAUAAGUCGUGCAGUAAAGCGUAUGAGUAUCGGGGCUUUAUGAUGGAGAAUGAACAGAGAUAUGAGGAUGCAUCACUGCAGUAUGAACUCGCAUGGAAAUACACAAACAGACUCGAUCCUGCUGUCGGGUUUCGUCUGGCCUUCAACUGUCUGAAGUGCAAGAAUUACACGCGGGCUGUCGAUGUUUGUCAUCAGGUGUUACAGUGUUAUCCAGACUACCCUCAGAUCCAGGAGGAGGUUCUGAUCCGAGCUCAGAUUUCUCUCCGACCGUGACCUGCAGCUUUAUUCUGAUCAGUGUGCACGUUUAAAUCUAUAUUUCUCAUUUUGUAUGUACAGCAGAGGUGAAAUUGAUGUUAGUCUAAAUAUUCAUAAAGAUUAGCAUUAAAAACAGCUGAAUGGAAAGUGAAGGUGGUGUGUAUUAAAUAUGAUUAUGAUUUAUAUACAUUAACAGUGAUAUUGAUGAUGCUUAAUGCUUAUAUACAACAUCAAUCAACAAACAUUGAGAGCACAAGAAAACUUUAUUGUUUCAAUUAAUGAAAGUUAGAGAAUAAAAUAAAAAUAUGAUUCUUCUUUAAGAUUUUGUCUUCUCUCACUUUUCCAACAUUAAUGAGGACCAUAAAGUAAAUUCAGCUCUAGUGAUGGCAGUACAUUCAGUCGUCCUGCGGGAGGCGUCACUGAGCUCUCUGUGUGUAAGUUCAUCUUGUACUGUAUUAACCCCUUCAUGUGUGAUGGAUGAGCAACACAAGACUCAUGUUUGUCAGAAGCAAGUUUGAGUUUUAUAAUAAGUCUGUUUAGCAGAAAUAAUUUUUAAAAAAUGCUCAUUUUAGUUUGGCUGAUGGUGGUCAGAAAAUAUUUUUUCUUUUAACCAGUAAAUAUUUUUGCACAAAGCUUUAAAAACACUGUUUGUAAGUGCAGUUGGAUAUUUUGAUGAAAAAGGAAAUAUAUAAACAGUAAAAAAAAACAUACUUUUUUAUUGUAGUCUUAGGCAUAAAUAGUUAAAAUAAAUUGUAUAUUCAUAUAAAUAAACAGUAAAUUCCAAAUUAUUCUGAAUUAAAGUAAUACAUUUGAACAUCUCCAAUGUCAUUUUAUAGUAACAUUUAUGGGUAACACUUCACAAUAAGGUUGUAUUUGUUAACAUAGCAUGAACUCAUAAUGAAUAAUACUUUUUACCGCAUUUAUUAAUCUUUAGUUUGUUAAUUUCAAUUUCAAUCAAUUUCAGUUUAUUGUCCACAAAAAGUGGAAAUUUGUCAUUGGCUCCACAGGUGGAUUUCUAAAACACAUACACAAUGAAUAGACAAUAAAUACAACAGACAAACAACACAGUAACCCUUACAAACAACAAUAGAUAACAGCUUAUUUAAUGUUAAAUAUAUUAUUAAAAUCAAGCGUUUAAACUGUUUACUUUAAUUAAUGCAACAUGAACUUACAUGUGUAACAAGACUUAAUAACAACAUUGUUCAUUGUUUGUUCAUGUUAGUUAAUGCAUUUACUAAUGUUUACUAAUACAACCUUAUUGUAAUAUAUACAUUGUAAAAAAUACGCAGCAUUUUUCAAAUCAAGAUUAUGUUAAACAAUUUUAACUUGAUUUUAUACGUUUACAACUUUUUACGAGCCAAAACUUAGUAGGUUAAUAGUAGGUUGACUUUACGUACAAAACCAAGUUUUAACUUUUGUUUUAAAGUGUACCCAUUUGUAAAUAUCAAAACAAUACAUUUUUAAAAAAUAAUUUAAAUGAUUAUGAUGAUGUUCACAGGAAAUUGUGUGCAACUAUGAAAUAAUCACAAUGUCUAAAUUAUAUAAUAGAAAAAUGUUUGAGAGUGUAAUCUCUUAAAUAAGAUUACUUUUAAAAAGCGACAUACAGUGCUUCUAUAAAAAUACACAACAGAGGACUAGACAACAAAAUACACAAAAUAAGAAAAAAUGUUUGAUGCAAGAUAAAAAGUAAAGAGAGAGAGAGAGAGAGAGAGAGCAAGAGAGAGAGAAAGAGUGAGCGAGAGAGAUUGUGACAAAGGAAAUGAUGUUGUCAUGAGUGUUUGUACCUGUAUCAUAACACAUUGUGUGGAAGUUUGUAUAUGUGAGCAGAAGAGACAGAAGUCAACAACACUGAGCAGCGUUUAGAAACCGUAAGUAACUUUAUAAUCAUCAUUUAUUAUACAGACCCGGUCGAAGAACACUCUUUAAUAGUCCACUAAAAUAUUUGACCGUCGUUCUUUUUAAAGGAAGUAACCAAACCGUUUCUUAUAGUUCACAUUUUUUAUAAAUGCCUUCGUGUCUUUAUUCUCAGAUGUCCAACAGCCCUUCAUCCUCCAGCUGUAUAUUUACAUCUCAAAAUCCAACUUCCACGUCUCCGGACGGCAUCCUGCCACUAAACUCCGACUCCAGCGGCCCGACACAGAUGCCUCAGAUGGACGGCGGUCUCUAUGCU